AUGGCUGAGAAGAUUUCGGUCCUUUUCGUUUGCCUGGGCAACAUCUGUAGAUCGACCAUGGCUGAAGGCGUCUUCCAAGCCAUGGCAAAGAAGGAGCCGUACAAGGAUCUGGUUGCCGAUAUUGAUUCUUGCGGAACAGGUGGGUACCACAUUGGUGAAGGACCAGAUGACCGCACCAUGUCCACCCUCGAAUCUCAUGGUAUCACUGACUAUGUGCAUGCGGCACGCAAGGUGAAUGCGUCUGAUUUCGACAAGUUUGAUUACAUCUUCGCCAUGGACCGUGCCAACCUCUCCGACCUCCAACGUAUCCAGCAACGCAAAUCGAACAACAAGGCCAAAGUGAUGCUUUUCGGAGAGUACUCAGGAACCGGCAAGGCCGAGGUGAUCAGUGACCCCUACUAUGGUGGGCAGCAGGGUUUCGAGAAGGCGUAUGAACAGGCGACCCGUUUCUCGACCAAUUUCCUCAAGGAAGUCUUCCCUGACGUUAACUAA
This is a messenger RNA of Podospora anserina S mat+, 492 nucleotides long. RefSeq lists its product as uncharacterized. The transcript has 3 exons. Gene Ontology annotation, biological process: protein dephosphorylation. The record is from RefSeq and is a predicted model, not a curated record. Lineage: Eukaryota; Fungi; Ascomycota; Sordariomycetes; Sordariales; Podosporaceae. Gene Ontology annotation, cellular component: cytoplasm. Gene Ontology annotation, molecular function: non-membrane spanning protein tyrosine phosphatase activity; acid phosphatase activity. Bases 1 to 492 code for a protein of 163 amino acids.